UCACAAGUUAUAGAGCCUGGGAAGAUAAUUGGUGGAAUUCGGCGUUUUUCCCUCAAAGCCGAAAUGAGAUGACAAAAACGAGCAAUGACUCUAGAAUCGACAAAGAUUCAGUGCGAGAUGGGAGCUCAUCGAUCGAGUCGGAGAGCGAGGAUGAGUCCAAGAGAGUACUUUUCUCGGAGACAAUCAAUGCCAGGAAUAGGCCCGGCCACCGUCAUGCCAUCGACGAACCCGCGUCACCUCGGAAUGAAUCCUCGGAUAGUUCGUACCUUUGUCGUCUUCACCCAUGCAAUGAUAACGCCCAAGAGGUCAGCUUGUGGUCAGUGGAUCAAGUGGGUGCAUUCGUCCGCUCAUUAUUUGGUGACCAUUCAUUGGUCGAGACUUUCCGGAAAGAGGGAAUCGAUGGUCAAUCGCUUCUGCUCCUCACCGAAGACCAUUUACUGGAUCAUCUAUCCGUGUGCCUGGGUCAUGCCAUUAAGUUGUUAUCAGCCAUUAACAAGCGAUCCCAAUUCUGUCAACAGUGCAAUCAUUGUUUGUCUUGCCAUUCACAUUAAGUUUCAGUCCAUAAAUGCGAGUUCUCAAGUGAGUUCACAUCUUUCUUUGUUACGGUGCUAUACUCAAAACACGAAGCCUAGUUUCAAAAUUGAGGGGCCCUCUCUUGAUUGAACAAGACUUUCAUUUGAUCAGCUCUGGACAGACGGAGCUCGCUUCCAGUCAUUCUAAUGGAGGGCAUUGGCUAAAUGUGCAUGAGGAGGCUUCUUUCAUCUUCAUCCCGUUAUUAUCAUUACUCUCGAGUGUUCUCGCAUUGGUCCGAUAUACAUAGCCUUCGUGGCGUUAUGAACCGUUUUGGGUAACUACCACCUCAUCUCCCUUGUUUCUUCCUUAUGAAGCAUUUACUUGUGGUAGCUGACUGACUGGAUAGCCAGCUAGCUCUAGCUAGCUAGUUGUAAUAGUUGGUUCUGGUGAGGGCCUCAAAUGACGAUGUGAGUGGAAUAACCAUCUCAAAGAGAAAAUUAUUCGAGCUCGCGCUCAAUCGCCCCCAGAAGGGUUGCGGUGGAAAAAUGUUCUCCUCGAUAUGAAAGGAAGGGAUGCUGUGUUUUACGGGAGGCUCUAGCAAUUCAGUGAGCGAGUGAUCUCUUGACCCAUCUCCAAGAACCGUGAGCAUCGGCAUAAAGCGCCCGAAGGGCACGUGCCUGCCAGCUCCCAACAACUCCACGAACAUUCUACACUUGUGCAAGACGUUGAAAAUGAUUCCGGCCUUCCACCAAACUACUUCUAGUCAGAGCAGACACAUCACAGUGAACGAUAAACGUUUUUCGCUCUCUCACUCUCUCACUCUCUCGCUCUCCCGGGAAAAUGAUGGGGAACGCGAAGAAGAAGUAGAAGUAGCGAGAA
Tigriopus californicus is the source of this 1392-nucleotide messenger RNA. Its product is annotated as polyhomeotic-like protein 2. The record is from RefSeq and is a predicted model, not a curated record. NCBI's taxonomy places the organism in Eukaryota, Metazoa, Arthropoda, Copepoda, Harpacticoida, Harpacticidae. The transcript is spliced from 4 exons. Bases 69 to 551 code for a protein of 160 amino acids. Gene Ontology annotation, molecular function: protein binding. Gene Ontology annotation, cellular component: PRC1 complex.